GUACAUACAAACCCUCACCAUGUUGUAAUGGAACAAAAACGACACAAAAUAGAAAGGCGGCUUCCUUGCGGUCGAUCUCAAAGGGUAUAAUUGAAAGAAGACCAACUAUUGUGGGUUUUUGGAAUGCUGGACAUUUCUAUCUCCUAUUCGUCGUAUUUUUCUCACUCGGUUUGCAGUGCGCGUCCCCUAUUGAGUCAAAAUGAGAUCAAAGUCUUCAGCGACAUUUAAGUCUGACAUGCUGUUAUUUUCUAUGAUUUGUUGGAUCACCUUCAUUUUGGGACGAGGCCAGGAGGCGAACCUCUUCCGAGAUCAUGUUAGAACGGAGAGAAGAAGAAGCGAUACCAGAAGCCUUCCAUUUCACCGGGAAACACAACUGUAUUCAAGAGCAAGCAGGAGUCACCUUCGUAUACAUGGAAAACUUAUCGACGCAAUGGGAAGAGAUGGCGAUAAAUACGCCAAGCUGGUCAUCGAGUCAGACAAUUUUGGAAGGGUGCGGAUUCGUGGAGCACUGACGAAUUAUUACUUGUGCAUCAAACGGAACGCAUCGCUGAUCGGAAGAAAGGCCACAAAGUCCAAAAGGUGCGUGUUUUACGAGAAGUACGCCGAAAACCAUUACACAGAAUUUCUUUCGGCUUACAACGAGAGUUGGACAAUAGCAGUGUCUAAGAAGGGCAAAAUGAGGCCUGGGUACAAGGCACGAAGGGGCCAAAGAAACGCUCAGUUCAUUGAACGAGCUUCUAAGAUCAUCAUUCAAACAAAAAAUGUCCGUGAGUCACUCUAUCAUGGGCUCCGUGACCAUAUCGAACAACUCCUACGUGCCUAUAGAACAAGAGAAGGAGAUGAGAACAAGGAGAAACCGAGAAAAAUGCCACACCCUGGAUACAAUUCAGAGUCGUGGAAACGCAAAGCAAAGAUUAAGCGGAAGGAGAAAAAAAUGAAAUUGCGAUCUAAGAAGAGACUGAUGAAAUUGCUUCGCAAAGAACAACGCAGGGAAAGGCAAAAAGAUAAAUCUUAAGUAUUAUUAUUUGGUGUCCUUGUUCCUCUUAAGUGUAGCUGUUACUUGAGUUUUCGUCUUGCAGAUAUCCCUUCGUCAUGAAUUAGGAGCCUCUUCCUUUUUUCACUUUUCGGGUUUUCCUGAAUAUAUUUUGUCAACAUGCAAUCCUCUCGAAAGUUAGAAAGCAUUCUUUCGUUCAUCUAAGCUUCUGGUCAGCAACUCAUUUUGAUAGCGGCUAAAGAUCCUCGGCUUGGAUCAUUCAAAAACAUCAUACCCGUGUGUCGCAAAUUAAACAAAUGGGUAGUGGUGUCACGUGUUAGUAAGUCUUAAACAGGUUUAUUAUCAGACCAGCGACAAAUUUCGAUGUGAGCUUGUGGUCAGUCACGUGAGACACAAAAAGAGUAAAGUUUAUUAGUUUACCGCUACUUUUUUUCCUUACAAAAAUUCAAGAGCAGCUACAAGAUGGAAUAAUUUGGGGCCAGAGGAACCCCUCAUUAUUUUGAAGUUUGAAUAAUUGGCAGAAAUUGAUUCGACGGCAGCGCAACCGCCGCUGAAAAUAAAUACUUAUUUGACACAAAUGAAAAAGAACGUUCACUAGUACUUCAUUGUAACAGCUUUUGAUGACAGUCGAAAGGUUUAAAAGUCAUAGGAAAUCUAUGGAUCGCCACUGUUGCAAAGAGGCAUGUUACCCAUCAAGAUUCUUAAAAAACUCAAAUUAAACUUUUUGAGGAUUGUGAUUAGUAUCGCGUUUGGGGAAAUCUUGUCUGCAUAUUCGUCGGAUUGCUCACUUUUUUGCGUCAACGCCAAUGGUUAAACUUAGACAAUUUAUUUUUAAGCUUUGAUUAGCUCUAUAGUGCAGUGUCAUUUAUUUUGGGCAAUCAUGUAAAAUUUCAUAAGCGAAUUCUUGAGCCCAGUGACAGCAAUAAGUUUCAAGUUAAAAAACAUCUUUUUUUUAAAAAGGAGUACUUCUGUCCAGGCCCGGCUUAUAUCGUCAUUUGAUUUACUAGUAUCCACUCACUUUUUUUUUUUUUUAAAUCUCGCUUAAAUUCUCCCCCAGUUAUUGGAAAAGGUAGCAUCUCAAUGUCUUACAAGGAAUACAUAAUCGAAGAAGAUUUUUUAGGAAUACAAACAAGUGGAUAUAUUUUCGCUAUAGCAACGGAAGGAAGAGUUUUCGUGUCUUAGACCGGUAGGAGAAGUAUCGAUGUUAUUACUGACAUCCAAUUUUAUUAAAUAUCGUAUCAUAUUGAGAUUUACA
Messenger RNA from Stylophora pistillata, 2249 nucleotides. RefSeq names its product fibroblast growth factor 18. Gene Ontology annotation, molecular function: growth factor activity. Lineage: Eukaryota; Metazoa; Cnidaria; Anthozoa; Scleractinia; Pocilloporidae. The record is from RefSeq and is a predicted model, not a curated record.